CUAUAGUUCCCAACGAACAAAUGAUCGCAGACUUCAAUUCUAAACUCCCUCUCUCAGUAAAACGACUCAAUAAUUCUCCGAAACGGCCGGAUUGUAAACUGUCAAAUCGAGCAUCUGACCUCUUAUUUUUCCUCAUUGAGGCAGAUCCGAACAUUAUGAGUAUUUUCCAGAUAUUAACGAAAAAAUUUCAGGUUCAUGUUUGUAAGGGAUAAAUGAGUUUUGCACUGUUACAAAGGGUACUUGAGAUGCCUCUUGUGGAGCCUCACAACAGAGUUUUAGUUUACUAAUUAACUGAGAAUGUGAAUUCAGGCACUUAUCAGUUAUUUUCAAUGGAAGAUCCAUCACUUGUUUCAGCCUCAGGUAGGAACUCUCAAGUGUCAGGUGUCAUUGGUGGCAAAAAGGGUUCCAAAAUAAAUUUAGUUGCUUCUAGCCCAAAAGCGCUUUCUCAGAGUAAAUGUCAGCACAUAGCUUUACUAAGCCAUGGUAAGAAUAUCAGUGUUGGUGCAGCUGGUCCAAUUGCAAUUUUUUUACUCAAAGUUGCUGCAUUGGAGACUGUUCGAAGGGUUUCUAAGGCCAAGUGUCCAAAUUUAUGGCGUGGUCUUCAGGCUCUACAAGUUGUAUGCUAUCCACCAUUUAAGUGGAUUCAGAGAUGGGCUCCCUUCAAGGGUUUGAUUAGAGGGAUGCAGAUGUUGUCAAGGCCAUUAUUAGUCCUUUCAAUUGUUGAGGCUGUCUCUGAACAGUCAGAAUGCAGUGAUGAAACUUCAGAUGGUAUUAGUGGUUCUCAUUCAAAUUCUGAAAGUUCUCCUGAGCAAUUGUCCUUGCAUUCUCAUCCAGUUACAAGUUAUGAUGAAGGUCCAACAAGUUUCACAUCUGACAAUUGGUUGAUAAAACUCUCAAAGGAGCUUGAAAAUCAGAGGAUCUAUUUACCGGAAAGACUUAAUGAGGAUGAACUACAUAGAUUUUACACUGCUGCAAAUGGGGACUUUUCAUGCUUGCUAGCAUCAAUUAAAAAGACAAUACGUUGGAGGGAGACAUACAGGAUUCUUUCUGAAGAAGAACUUCAGAUGUGGUCAGAUAUGGUCUUUUGGCAUGGAUCUGAUGUCCAGCACCGACCAUGUCUAAUAAUACGACUUGGACUUGCUUGCUACAUCUUGCCAUCUCGUGACAGACCUCGUUUUGCUCAAGCAGUUAUAUCCCAGGUAGAGCAUGGAGUUAUGCACCUAGUUACAGUGGAUAAUCCUCAAAUUACUGUUUUGGUGGAUUGUGAUGGACUUUCCCCUUUGAGGAUUCCCAUGCAAAUAAUGCGGUCUUGUUCUUCCCUCCUCCAGGACCAUUAUCCUAAUCGUCUUGGCUGUUUGUUUGUAAUACGUCUUCCUCCAGUGGUUCGAGUUGUUACUCAGACUUUUAUUCAGAUUCUGAAACCUGUCACCCGGAAGAAGGUCAAAAUUGAGGGGGAAAUGUAUCGCAAGGUUCUCUCUGAGUACUUUGAGACUACCCCUUCGUAUAUUGGUGGAAAUUGCUCUUGUAUGAAAUGUUCAAGCAUUGGCAUUCAUGAUAUCCAGCAACCAAGUUCACAUGAGACCAGCAAAACACAGCCAUUAGCAGAUAUUACCGAUAAUGAGAAUUUGCCUUCACCCCUUCUGUCACAUCAUGAUGACAUCAAUGUCAUAGGUAACUGUGAUCAGGUGUUAAGAACUGCUGUGAUAGGCAUUAUAAUAAUUUGGGUUCUUAUAGCUCUUAUUGCGGGACUGAUUGACCCUGAAAGCUGACCUUUUUAGCUUUGAUGCUCUAUUUCCUCUAAGGUUGUUCAUCCAGAUAUGAUAAAUAAUCUGUAGAUGAUAAUAUUUUGUUAUACCCUUUCUUUUCUAUGCACGUCUUUGUGUAUGUCUGUGCAAAGUCGAGGCUGUAUUAUCCUUGUAAAAUUUUGUUUAAGUUAAAACCUUCUUGACUUUCUAUGUUCAUAGCUUGAUCAAGUUCUUAUAAUCGCAAGUUCUUAAUUAUAUUUUAUCAA
This is a messenger RNA of Mangifera indica (mango), 2011 nucleotides long. RefSeq lists its product as uncharacterized. NCBI's taxonomy places the organism in Eukaryota, Viridiplantae, Streptophyta, Magnoliopsida, Sapindales, Anacardiaceae. The transcript has 7 exons. The record is from RefSeq and is a predicted model, not a curated record. The coding region runs from base 330 to 1769 and encodes 479 amino acids.